This is a messenger RNA of Acanthosepion pharaonis, 492 nucleotides long. NCBI's taxonomy places the organism in Eukaryota, Metazoa, Mollusca, Cephalopoda, Sepiida, Sepiidae. The record is from the annotation of a GenBank genome assembly.
AUGCGUCCGGUGUUUCUUCCACAGCGCCUCAAUAUUAAUGCUUUUGCUCUCUGUAGCAGUGGUAGUAUAAUGACAGAACAUAAGUUCCAGGUCCGGUUUAUUUACUAUGAGGCAAGCAUUUUUUUCUUUUUUCUUUCUUUCUUUCUUUUUUCUUUCUUUAAUCGGUUUAUCAUUUGUCUCUCAUUUCUGAUUUCUUCUUUUUAUUCUUUUCCUCGCUUUCUUCCAAUUUCCAAUACUCUGAUAAUUUAUUUUUUCUUUUCAUUAUUUUCUUUUUAUUCCUCUCUUUUUAUCUUUCUUUCUUUCUGUCUUUCUUUUUAUCUUUUUUCUCUCACUUGCAUUUACGGGUCACAUUUUAGCGCUGUGAUUGCUUCCCUUCUGAGUAACAAUGAACACUUCAAAGAACAUGCCCACCGGCGUAGCUUAGUCGGCAGAUCAGCAUCGAUCCCAGGGCAGUUUUCAGAAAAGAACAAAAUCUACAGCAAAGAUGAAUAG